CAUUCAUUUCCUCAAGGCCAAAACUUUCUCUAAAGCCUAAAGACGACAUUAUUUUGAAGAGUUUUGAAUCUUCAUAUAAUGCUGUCGAUAUCACUUGCAUUAUCCGUUUCGUUUUUGGCGUUCUGCGUGUCUUCGGCUCUAGGGGAAAAAGAUGUCAAACUAUACAAGCGUUCAGCGAAAAAAACCGGGCUUUCCAAAUCAUGUCAAGCCACAGUUUGGUCAACGUGGAGCAGCUGUGUGUUUUGUGAUUUUUCUUCUGUAAGUAAACGAACACGAAAGGACGGUAAAUGUUCAACGAUUACAGAGACACGUCCUUGUAGAACUGGAGAAUGUGAGCACAACUGUCAUGAAGACAGUAAAACAUGCAGUUGUUAUUCUGGUUACUAUUUAAUUAAUGGUAAGAAUUGUGCAAACAUCAACGAAUGUCAAACAAAAGGUGGUCGAGGUCCUUGCAGCCAAUACUGUCAUGAUGUACCUGGUUCUUACAAAUGUUUUUGCAAAAAAGGUUACCGUUUGAAAUAUCCAACCAAAUGCGAAUUACUUGAUUGUGGGAAGCCGCAAUUUUCAAACUGUCCCCCAGUUAAACGGUCCACUGCAGAAGAAGAUCACCUCAAUAUAUGCAGCAAAGUGAACGUGUCAUGUUUAAAUGGCACUAAAUACAAUGCCGAGUGCUUUUUAUCCUGUCCAAAGUACUAUACACUUGCUUUAAAGCGGCGAACAAUAAUAUGGUCAGAUUACUCCAGAUUUGAAUUUCCGAAUGCAAGCAGCAAAAUCAUUUGCCACGAUCUAACACCAAGUAUAGGUAAGUGGCAUUCCCGAAUAGACGACUAUUACUGCAGGCGUAGCAAUGAUCCACCAAUGGAAAUCAAGCUUGUCGGCACAAGUGUCAAAGAAAAACUUCCACCGGGGAGUGUGGUUGGGAAACUAAGUACGAGAGAUGAACAGCUCGACCAAGACAUGAUCUAUUCUGUGCGGAACAGUUCUUAUUUUAGAUGUAAUGGUUCCAUUCUUGUUACCAUGGUAACACUCAUAUGGGAGGCAAGUCAGUCCAACUCGUACGCAGUUUUCAUCCGAGUGCAAGACAACGGUAUGCCAUCGAUGUGGCGGGAAAAGAAGUUUUUAAUUUACGUUGAAAACGUGAACGAUGUUCCACGUGAUAUUGAGAUUUCUAGGAAUUGGGUUUACGAGAAUGCCACGCGUGGGGCAAUUGUGGGAGUUUUGAGUGCUAUUGACGACGAUUUAGGAAAUUAUAGAACGUCAAACUUUUCAUGGAAAUUAUUGAAAGAUAAGACAGAUAGUUUUAAUAUCAGUGGAAGCAAUGUCAUAGUAAGAAGAAAAUUGAAUUAUGAUGUCGCAAAACUGUUUUACAUAAAGGUUUCUUGUUCAGAUGGUUUUUCAUCGACUGUUCAAAAUAUCCCCAUUUAUGUUAUAGAAAGACCAACAUUAACUUUAACUGGAUCUCAUAUAGCAGAGAAUUCGGAAAGGGGAACCGUUGUUACAAUGAUUAAAGUUGAAUCUGAAGGUGACAGAGAUAUGAAAGUAAUGAUAACAGAAUCAACUCCUAAUGCAACGCAUAAACUUAAACUAAAUCCCGAUCCAAGAUGCGUACGUCACAUCAAAAUCAUUAAAUACAAAACGACAUGCUAUGCAAACAUUACGGUCAGUGGUCAAUUGGAUUACGAGGUCGCGAAUGGUUACUUAUUACAGAUUUACGUCACAGAUGGCGUCCUCAGUAAUUUUGCAAAAUGGAAUAUAAGCGUGUUGAACAUGAAUGAAAAGCCAACGGAACUAGAAAUAAAUGGUUUACAAGAAAUAGCAGAGAAUACGAUAGGUGGGACUGAUAUUGGGUUUUUAAUGAUUUCGGAUCCAGACAACAAGAACAAAAUAACUCAAACACAUUUCUGUAGGAUCACCAACAACGGCAGCGAUGGGAAAUAUUUUCAUAUCGAAAGUCCACGAAAUUCUCUACAGAUAAAGAAAAAUAAAUUUUUAAAUUAUGAAGCACAACAAUCGUACAAGAUCGUGAUAAAAUGUGAAGAUAGCGGAUUUCCACCAUUGAGUAUAACUCGUGAAUUUACUAUCAAUGUUACAGACAUGGAUGAACCCAUUGAGAAUCUCACUCUUUCAAAUAACAGAGUUUUGGAGAAUUCAGAUGUUGGUGCAGUUAUAGGAAUCUUAGCCGCCCAUGAUCCCGACGCACACGACGAUACAUCAAUAGCAUUCGCUAUAAUUCACCCUACGUAUUCACCAUUUUUCCUUAGAGGAAAAAACAAUGAAAUUUUGGUCGUCAACGAAUCUUUGAAUUAUGAAGAAAACUCUGAUUACGUCAUUACAAUAGGAGUGACCGAUUCUCAAGAUAGAUAUUUUCAAUCACCUUUUGUCAUCCACAUUAUUGAUGUGCCAGAAACGCCAACAGACAUUAUUAUGGACAGACAUUUCAUGAAAGAGAAUUUAGAGACUGGUUCGCCCAUCAGCAACAUAACGAUGAUCGAUGAAGACAGCAACACGAUUACGACGUGUAUUUUGGUAAAAGAUGGCGAUGGCAGGAUCGCAGUGAAUCGGACAUAUUUAGUCGCAGGAAACGUGAAUACAGAUUAUGAAGAAGAUGCAACACAUAUGAUCGAAAUUACGGUCAAAUGUUGUGAUCAAGACAAACUUUGCUUGACAAAAGAUUUCAAUAUAUCAAUUCGAGAUGUGAAUGAACCACCCAAAGAUAUAAUCAUCACAAGCAACUUAAGAGUUCCAGAAGAGAAGAAAAACGUCACAAUAGGUCAGAUAACAACGGUAGAUGCCGACAUCAAUCCACAAUACAAUUGUAUUGUAAUUUCUAGUGUUGAGGAGGCAUUGUCUAUCGAUAACGAUAACCAAACGCUACGUUUGAAGAAAAAACUAAACUUUGAAAAGAAUUCAUUUGUCUUAUUUGAAAUCACGUGCACCAACAGAGACUCCAUGCCGUACACUAAACAAUUCACGUUAAACGUCACGGAUGUAAAUGAAACACCAAAAUCCGGAUGUUUGAAACACAUCAUUGUUUCGAAUAACCAUUCUUAUGGAAGUGUUCUAGCUAGUUUGAAUGUUACUGAUCCCGAUAAUGAAUAUCCAAAAGAUAUUUGCAAACCCAAGCAGCGUUUAACAUAUAGAGAAAUCUCUGAAAGCCCGUUACCAUUUGAAAUAAUUGAUGGAUAUUUAGUUAAAACAGGAGAACUUGAGAAAAACAGAACUUAUGUUUUGUGGAUUUCCGUUUAUGAUGACGGCGUUUUGUUAAAUUCAUCUUCAUCUUUGAUCAUGUCGGAAAGGAAAGAAAUUAAGUUUAAUUGUACCAUAACUUGUCAAGACGCAAGUGACGAGAUGAUUACUUUAUCAUCAAAUGAAAUCAAAGAAGGAGCGCUCAAUUAUACCAUCGUCGGAUAUUUAUACAUGGGACAUACGCAUGCGCUCAACACAACAUUCAAGUUGAUAAAGAACAAGUGUGAUGCAAGUCCCUUCUAUAUAAAUACCAAUCAGCUGAGGUUGCGUUUGCCAUGGAAAAGGAAGAUUUCAUUUGAGGAUACGCAGACUGUGCCGAAAUAUUUUCACAUCAAAAUACGAGAGAAAGGAUCUCAACGAGAAGAAAUGUUUAUCAUAUUUGUGAAAGAGAAUAAAGACAAAAGAUAUGGCAUAUGUCCAACAAAAGUAGAAAUUGAAAUAUCAAAGACUAUCAACAGACGCUUUAAGCUUGUCGCCAUUCAAAAUAUCAAUGGAUCACUAGAGAAAUGUAACAACAAUAGCAACAAUAGUCGCACGUUAUCCUACCAAUGUACAACAAAACUCAACUUAAAAAAAAGCUCAAAGAUUUUUGGCGAGGUUUCACUAAAUCAUACAAUCACAGUUGACAAAGAUUUGUUCAUGACUAUAAACAUCAAAACAGAGAAGCAACUAAAUGUAAAGGAUUAUGCUUUCAUUGAUAUCAUCUGCUCCGAGCCAAAGAGAUUUAUUUCAUACGUGAAAGGAUCCGUCAGAGUGUCUUACAUUCAACACCAACAAUGUGAAAUCCAUCGUCUUAAAACAGAGGAGAGCCUGUGUGUGGAGAAAGCUUGCCCAGAGGACAGCAUUUGUUCAAAGCUUGAGAAUGCUGAAAAAAGAUGCGUGCCUAACGAAAUGCAACUAUAUAUAGUUGUGUUAUCAAUGAAAGAGAAUUCCAGAAAGCUUUGUAAGCUCAAGCGCUGUCUUCAACAAAUCCUCGAUGAUACCAAAUCAGAAUGUUUAUCAACGUGGAGUGCUGAACGUCGUGAAAAACGCGAAGUGCGUACCCGUAUGUACCUAAAUAUUCUAAGCACAACCAAGAUUAAAGAUGAGAAUGUCUUACUUAAAGCAGCCAUUUGGGAAAAGGACGUAAAUAACAAACUUAUAUUAGUUUCACCAGACCGUCUUCCAAAGUUCCCGGAUAUUGAUGACGUCAUGCUCAUAACACCGAAAGAAUGUGACCUUUUGAAAAACUUUGGUAUAAAAUGUCCAAUCAGCAAUUUGACAAAUAGCUCCAUGGGGAAAAGAUCAAAAAUCUCAUUGCAUUCAAUAAAAAUCAGAGUAAUAGUUGGUUUGGUUUGUUCCAUACUACUUGUUAGUGUUGUGAUUGCCGUCUUUUACUGCCUUUAUAAGCGACGUUUGUUUAAACAACGUAUACAAAAGAAAAAGGUGAAUCAAAAUCAAUCUGCGCACCACUUCUCUAAUGCAGGAUUUGAUGGCUUACCACUGAACCAGUUUCCUGUUAUUGUACAAGAAUCAACCACAGAUGAUAUGACGACGAAGGAUUGCAGUGUUAACAAUCCACUCAACAAUAAUACAGUUGAUGUUGAGAAAAUUAAAAACGAAGGAGAUGACAGCCAUUUGUAUCAAGAAACACAAAACAAUCCUUCAUUCGGAAAAUAUGAAACACCAGAUUUUCCGAGACCA
Xenia sp. Carnegie-2017 is the source of this 4929-nucleotide messenger RNA. RefSeq lists its product as uncharacterized. Gene Ontology annotation, biological process: homophilic cell-cell adhesion. The record is from RefSeq and is a predicted model, not a curated record. Gene Ontology annotation, cellular component: membrane. NCBI's taxonomy places the organism in Eukaryota, Metazoa, Cnidaria, Anthozoa, Malacalcyonacea, Xeniidae. The annotation marks the transcript as partial. Gene Ontology annotation, molecular function: calcium ion binding. The transcript has 11 exons.